GUCAAGGAAAGGAAACACUGAUUAUUGAACACAAUUAAAUAUUUGUUAAAAAGUCUUGUCAUUAAUUUUACUAAGUUGUUCAUCGAUCUUGUAAGUUUCAUAUUUUGUUAUCCGUGAAGAAUUUAAAAUGGAAACUUCAGCGAAAAUGGAUUUCUGUGCUUUGUUGUCUGUGGCAAAGAAGAACAGCCAAAAUGAUCAAAAAAAUGUCAAAUAUUAUAGCACAAAAUUUGCACCUCCAAAAAAGGAAUCGAAAGAAGCUAAAAAAUUAUCAGAAAAUAUCCAAAAGUUUUUAAAGAAACGCGAGGCUGAGGAGGAGCAACGCAAAAAAGAGAAACAAAGAGACUUACAAAACUUACUAGCAAUGCGUGAUGAAAAAUCUAAAAAUAAAAUAAAAAAAAUGUUAAAGGUUACAAAGUCAGCAAAUAAAUCGGUAUUAGAUGAUGCAGUUAAUACGGAACACACUGCGGUUACAAUGCAAGGACCUGAUCAGCCUGAUCAGGACGACUAUGGCUACGUGUCGCACACGGCUAAUGCAUUUUAUCAUAAUUAUAUCGAAAAAGUUAAGGAUGUUAAAGAAGAUAAAAGCUUUCAAUCAGCUUCUCGUCCACAGUCGUUGAAAGAUCUUACGGGUACUAAAGAGCGUGUUAAAGAAGCAAUUAAUAGAGAAACGGAAGAUAAGAAAGGCCUAACGCGUCAUCGAACUACCUCCUCAGUUGCUUCAUUAGAUAGUCAAGAUUCCAACAAAAUCAAUGGAAGGAUCAGUUCUUCAUCAAAAUCAUUAUAUGAUCCGGAAGCUGAACGCCGAGAGGAAGAACGUAAAAAACGUGAGGAAGAACAAAAAAAGAUCAAAAACCGAAAACCACUUCCACCGCCUAUGGAUUUCCAAGCUUUGCUGAAAUUAGCAGAAAAAAAGCAACAUGAACCAAUUAAGCUUUUGCCUCAAAUAAAAAAAAAAGAACCCGAACGUUUGCUUACGUCUAAGGAGAAGCAGGAGUUAGAAGAACGAAAGAAAGCAAAAGAGCGGUUUGAAAAAAGUCAAAGUCAUGGCAGUGGUGCAAAUAAGGAUCGUAAAGAAGCUACACCACGUAUGGAAUCAAAUGGACGCAUACCAAAACUUAAUCAAUCCAGUAAACCUUCAAAUGCCUCGGCUUCUAACAAAGUAACAUUGACAACUAAUAAAAUGUCAAAUUCCUCAACAAAUAAAUCUGCAGCUCAGCAAAAGACAAGCAAACCAGGUCCAGCACCAAGUUCUACAUCAGCACAAUCUUUAUCAAUUAACAAUAAUAAACCUAUUAUAUCAACAAAUUCCAAACAAACAUCAUCACUUACAAAAAAACCAUACCAGUCCAAUGUGCCUACAUCGGGUGGUAAAACCAGUGCCAAAGACUUACAACCUGCUACAAAUACUGCUAGUAAAAAACCAUAUAGUGGCCCAACUAGGGAAUUUCCCCCACGUGAUAAUAGUGCAAUAAAACCUAGACAAUUUCCUUCUCCAGUGCAAAAAACUAGACAGUUCCCUCCUGCAGAUGUGCGGAGAAGUACCAGUGCAAAGACGAAACCGCAAGCACUUAAAAGACGUAUAAUAGAUGAUGAUGAUGAAGAUGAAUAUGACUCAGAAAUGGACGAUUUUAUUGAUGACGGUGACUGUGAAGAUGAUUAUUCAUCACAAAUUCGCGCAAUAUUCGGUUAUGACAAGUCGAAGUAUAAAGAUGAAGAUUUUGACGAUGCUGCCAUGGAAUCGAAUUACGCUCAAGUACAACGAGAAGAAUAUAUUAGCAAAAAAAUUGGUAUACAAGAAGAUUUAGAAGAUAUGCGUCAAGAAGCCUUAGAAAAAAAACGGAAAAUGAUGAAGAAACGAAAAUUAUAGGAAAAGAUUAGUAAUUCAAUGCUUUCUUUACUAAUAAUUUUGCUUCUGUUUGCGAAGUUUCAGUGUACGUCGAAUAUCCAUGUUAUUGCAUAUAGUAACAAUCUAUAAAUUAAUCUAAAAUUGGACAAAUGAUACAAUCAACAUUUUCUUAUUACUCAUGUCAGAAGACGGACGAGGAAGUCAAUAACUUGUUAGAACAUUCAUAGAAUUGCUCGCUGUGCGAUGUCACAUUAAUUGGUAUGAUGUCACCUAACAGAAUUAGUUUCAAAAACCACGAAAACCGUGAAGUGAGCCAGGAAUGAAUUGUACAUUUUAUUUGUAAAACGUUUACAUUCGGUCAUGAAUACUGCUCUAACGACCUAAUAACCGAGUGUACAUGUGUGGUAUGAUCUACCUCCCGGAGUUACUUUUCAAUAGAGACGAUUGCUUUCGUCAUGAACCCAAGAAUAUAUUCAUGAAAUGGGUUUUAACAACAAUGAGUAUAUGUCGACCUUAAUUGAAAAUGGUGAAUUUUGCUACAAACAAAUUCCAAACCAUGAAAAGAGAUUUACACUCAAAGAUUAGUUCUUCAGCGACAGAAGCUAAUUUUGAAGAAGCAUUAUUAGAAACUAUUAGAAAAAUAUAUUUAGGAAAAAUAGUAAAACCUUUGGAUGAAACGUGUCGAUUCAAAAAAAGGCAAUGUACAGAAAUAAAUAUAAAUCAAUUAAAAAACGCUUUAGAAUAUUUUCUAACUAUAUCGCUUACGCGGGGUACGUCUGGUUACAAGUGAGAAAUAAAAAAUCACUAAACAAAUUUGUUAUAA
Messenger RNA from Teleopsis dalmanni, 2669 nucleotides. RefSeq names its product protein SPT2 homolog. Gene Ontology annotation, molecular function: histone binding; DNA binding. The record is from RefSeq and is a predicted model, not a curated record. NCBI's taxonomy places the organism in Eukaryota, Metazoa, Arthropoda, Insecta, Diptera, Diopsidae. The transcript is spliced from 4 exons. The coding region runs from base 128 to 1867 and encodes 579 amino acids. Gene Ontology annotation, biological process: nucleosome assembly; regulation of DNA-templated transcription. Gene Ontology annotation, cellular component: nucleolus.